AUGAGGAGUGGUUCGACUACGGCCGUUCUUGGCCGAUUGCCAGCAGCAAGAUAUUUCGCCUAUCGUAAAGUGCAACUCGACACAUCUUUAGCUCAAUCUUACAGUUUCAAGCUUCGGGGUUGUACCAAUGAGAGAACCAGGCGCUUUAUGCAGACCAACCAUUCGCACAGGGUGUUAGAUAACUCAGGACCAGAGAGAUGGAGUUUCAAAUUUAAGGCUAAUCCUGCAAAAACCGACAAUACUAAGCAAACUAGGGGCCAGAGAGAUCAGAAUGUCUCACAAGAGCUAAAAACUGGCUCUCCAAAGUGGUCCACAUACUCUAUGCCCUCCAAAGAGACACUUUUGAAGCAACCAGAGCAACCCGACCGGCAGAUCAAAGACGUUGCUGCGAAAGUUUCUUCCCAAAACGAGCCACAACGUACAGAACAAAACAAAAAACCAAAGAGAAGAUUGAGACCACGCAAAGCGCUCAUAUCUCUCACCCCCAACGCUCUACUGCAUUUGAAACUGCUGCUGAACCAGCCGCAGCCGAAAUUGAUCAGGGUAGGCGUGAAAAACCGCGGUUGCUCGGGUCUGACCUACGACUUGGAGUUUAUCACGGAGCCUGGGAAAUUUGACGAGGUAGUGGAACAAGAUGGCGUAAAGGUUGUGAUAGAUUCUAAAGCAUUAUUCAGCAUAGUGGGGAGUGAGAUGGACUGGAUCGACGAUAGAUUGUCGUCCAGGUUUGUGUUUAAGAACCCUAAUUCGAAGGGAACAUGCGGAUGUGGCGAAAGUUUUAUGGUCUAG
Messenger RNA from Lachancea sp. 'fantastica', 786 nucleotides. Lineage: Eukaryota; Fungi; Ascomycota; Saccharomycetes; Saccharomycetales; Saccharomycetaceae. The record is from the annotation of a GenBank genome assembly.